UCGCCUUCUGCAAGUUCAAAGUCAUUCUGAAGCUCGAUUUUCGUUCCUUCGCAAUGGUCAUACUGACGCCGAGGCUCGGCCAUGAAGACGUGUCUCUCUUUAGCGGGAACCAAACAAGAGUACUGCUGUGAAUCAACACACAAUGUCAAACCCUUUGGAACGCUACAACAUUCGCAAAGCCACAGAAGAAGAUUUGCCUGCUAUCACUGAGAUCUACAACGAACGUAUUGCCAACUCUACGGGCUUGUUUAUUUAUGAACCUGUGACAAUCGAAUAUAUGAAGAAAUGGCUAGCGAACUCGCGGGAACUGGGCUACCCCGCUAUUGUAGCAGUCGAAAAGACCACGGGUCAAACUAUUGCCUAUGCUUAUUUGGGUACUUUCCGAUCCAAGCCUGCAUACAACUUAUCAGCAGAAAUCACCGUGUAUAUCCAUUUGGAUCAUCAUCGCCAGGGUUUAGGUCGCUUAUUAUCUCUUGAGAUGCUCCGAAUUGCACGAGAUUUGAAGUUUAAAACAAUUAUUGCGGGUAUCACCUCUGAGAACACACCUUCGAUUGGUCUGUUCAAGUCGCUUGGUUUUGGUGAUGCGGGCACCUUUCAUAAUUGUGGAUACAAGUUUGGCCGAUUCUUGGAUGUCACGUUCCUUGAAUACUAUAUCCCAGAGACGGAAGGCCCGGGCGAACACGGUGGCAUCCCCACAUUUGUCCCGUUCCCAUGGGACACAUACACAUUUGGUCAGAGCUCAUAGAUAAAUCAAGUAAUAACAAUAAUAAUAAAAAAGAGAGAAAGUUUGUUACCUGCUACGCACUUUUUUUACCGCACG
Molecule: messenger RNA, 820 nt
Organism: Zychaea mexicana
Lineage: Eukaryota; Fungi; Mucoromycota; Mucoromycetes; Mucorales; Lichtheimiaceae
Product: acyl-CoA N-acyltransferase
Exons: 5
Coding region: 143-745 (200 amino acids)
Molecular function (GO): acyltransferase activity, transferring groups other than amino-acyl groups
Source: RefSeq, a predicted model, not a curated record